CAAAAACUUUCCCUGCCCAUAAUUCAUUGGCUUUCCCCACAUGAAAUGGGAUAUGGAGAUUGAAGAAAUAGAAGCUGUUCUCGAGAAAAUCUGGGACCUGCACGAUAAACUGAGCGACGCAAUUCACUCAAUUUCUCGUAUCCACUUCCUCAAUUCCGUCAGAAACCUCAGGAAGUCCGAUAAGAAGAAACCCAGCAACGACGCAGCUGAAGAGAACCGGUCUGGGUUUGUCUUCGUCAAGGACUUCCGUGUCUAUGAUAAUGACUCCGCGAUUCAAGAAGCCAAGAGUCUCAACGCUAUCAGGACUGCUCUCGAGAACCUCGAGGAUCAGUUGGAGUUUUUCCAUACUGUACAAAUACAACAGCGUGCGGAGAGAGAUGCUGCAAUUGCUCGGUUAGAACAAAGCAGGAUUGUUCUUGCAAUGAGAUUAGCAGAGCACCAUGGUAAGAAGUACAAAGUCAUUGAAGAAGCUCUGGCUUUUGUUGGGGAUGUACGUGAUGCAAGUCGCUUUGUUUCUCCUGAAAACCUUUAUGGUGCAUCUCAAUGUCUAUCUGGAGAGAAUCAUGUCAGGCAUGAAGAGAAGGAGUCUAACAUUGCGAUCAAAGUUCUCAUUUCAGGUCUUGAUUAUGUGAGGAAAUCCCUUAAAUUGGACCACGUGGGUGGGUUGCUGGGCAAUGCUGCAUUGUUUGCAGUAAGCAUGAUUGUGUUGCUCCAUCUGCAUCCGGAAGCUUACAAGGAGCAUCCAUAUAAGCAAGAACUUAUCUACGACAAUAGAAAUGUAAGGAAAGCUCCUCAGGCUGAGAGAUCUUCAUCCAGUGUUAAUUUGGAUCACUUGGAUGUGAUGUUAGCCAGGGGUUGAAAUCUACAGGCUUGAAAAUUUUCAGUUUUAGCAAAGAAUGGGAAGCCGUGAUGUUAUUAUUGAAGUUGUUUAGUUAUUUUUCGAUUUCUUCCCACAAAAUCCACUUAGUUUGCAAGAGUGUUAGCAAGCUAGUAUGAUUUGAUGCCAUUUUUUUUUAUUGCCAUAUCAAUUGAGACGGCAGAUUCUUGUUGACGAGCAGCGGAUUUGAGGUGCCAAUAGCAAUAGUGGACUUGUGAUUGUUGAUAA
Molecule: messenger RNA, 1105 nt
Organism: Manihot esculenta (cassava)
Lineage: Eukaryota; Viridiplantae; Streptophyta; Magnoliopsida; Malpighiales; Euphorbiaceae
Product: plastid division protein PDV1
Exons: 2
Coding region: 41-859 (272 amino acids)
Biological process (GO): chloroplast fission
Source: RefSeq, a predicted model, not a curated record